UCCCCUCCCACCGCGAUGUGCCAUUGGCUAACAUCGGUGUGUCAUAAUACACUGUGGCAUGCGAGGUGUUAGAAAAGUCCGCGACUUCUGUUUACACUGUAAAAAGUGAGUAGAAGAUGCUGUUCUCCGGUGUGUCAGUGCCAGAUUCGUUCCAACCGGUGAGAGUGACUGUCCCGUGGUCCAUGAUAAUUACGUAGGAAGCUGUUACUGGCAGCACCUUGUGAAGGCUUGCAAGAAGAGGGUGAAACGGGAGAAUUUCUCCCGGUUCAGCGUAUCCACUUGAAAGUGAAGCAGCAGCUACAGUAUGGUUGCACUGACGAAGGGACGCUACCUCUCAUUGGGCUUCGUGUUUCUUGUUUAUUGCACAACUUGCACGAAAUCUAAAGGAGCCACAGGUGACAUCCUGCCAGACUCCCUACCAUCAGUCCCAGGUACCCUGCCUCACUUCCUGAAGGAACCAGAAGAUUCCUACAUAAUCAAAAGCAACCCAAUCAAGCUGCUGUGUCGGGCUGUGCCUGCCUUGCAGAUAUUCUUCAAGUGCAAUGGAGAAUGGGUGCACCAGAAUGAACAUGUGUCCCGGGAGUACAUGGAUCAGAACACUGGUCUGAAGGUGCGUGAGGUGCUGAUCAACGUGUCUCGUCAGCAAGUGGAGGACUUCCACGGCCCAGAGGACUACUGGUGUCUGUGUGUGGCCUGGAGCCACCUGGGCACCUCCAAGAGCCGCAAGGCCACGGUACACAUCGCAUACCUGAGGAAGAACUUUGAGCAGGACCCCCAGGGGAAGGAAGUGCCAAUCAAAGGGAUGAUCGUGCUGCAUUGCCGCCCCCCAGAGGGAGUGCCCACGGCAGAGGUGGAGUGGUUGAAGAACGAAGAGCUAGUGAGCUCCCUGACGGAUGACAACAUUGACACCCGAGCUGACCACAAUCUCAUCAUUAACGAGGCACGGCUGUCCGACUCGGGAAACUACACGUGCCUGGCCAGCAACAUUGUGGCCAAGAGACGCAGUGCCACAGCCACUGUGGUUGUUUUUGUGAACGGUGGAUGGUCGCUGUGGACAGAGUGGUCUCCUUGUAACGUGCCCUGUGGUCGGGGUGUCCAGAAACGCUCCCGUACCUGUACCAACCCUGCCCCGCUCAACGGAGGAGCUUUCUGCCAGGGCAUGUCUGUGCAGAAGAUCACCUGUAAUGCGCUCUGUCCAAUUGACGGUGGCUGGGAAAAGUGGAGUGAGUGGACGGCGUGCAGUGUGCAGUGUGAAAGACAGCGUAGAAGGGAGUGCAAUAACCCACCGCCCAGGCACAGGGGCAUUAUGUGUGAGGGGCCCAGCAAUGCCACCGAGAACUGCACUGGAGGAAUGUGUACCCAGAAUGGAAAGCUGCUGCAUGAUGUUAAACCUCAAAGUAUGGACGACUCCAACGACGUGGCUCUCUACUCUGGGCUGGGGUCGGGAGUCAUAGUUGUGGCUGUCCUUGUGGUGGCCGUCAUGCUGUACAGGAGGAGCCAGAGUAACUACGGCGUUGACGUCAUCGACUCAUCCGCGCUCACUGGGGGCUUCCAGUCUUUCACCUUCAAGACCACCAGACAAGGGAGCCCACUGCUUCUCAACUCCUCUCUGCAGCCAGAACUGACAGUGGGCCGGACUUAUAGCAGCCCCAUCUGCUUCAAGGACUUCAUAGACAAUAAAGAGCUCUUUGACCACCUACCAGACAACAAGGUCAAAGUUCAGAGCUCCUUUAUGGUUUCACUAGGUGUGGCCGACCGCGCUGAGUACCACGCUCCCAAAGGCCAUCCGCCCGAGACCUUCCCCAGGGGGCUGAACCGAGACUACAGCAACAGCACUGUGGAGAGACGGAGCACCAAGAAGGGCCUGCUCACCCCCAACGGGCCCCCCCUCACCCCCACUAAAGAUCAGAUGAGAACCACGGGCGUGUUUGGGCAUCUGGGCGGCCGGUUGGUGGUGCCAAAUACUGGAGUCAGCCUGCUGGUUCCCCAUGGUGCGAUCACUGAGGACACUUCCUGGGAGAUGUACAUGGUGAUAAAUCAGGGAGAGUCUAGUUUCCAGACGGAGGAAGGCUGUGAGAUCCUACUAGGACCAGAGGUCACCUAUGGUCCUCUAGGCCUAGACCUCUCCAGUCCUGUUGCUAUGACGAUAGCUCACUGUGCAGAGGUUGACACUGAGAACUGGAACAUCCAACUGAAGAGGAAAACACAGGACAACAGUUGGGAGGAAGUGAUGUCAGUAGAGGAUGAGUCAACAUUCUGUUACUGCCUGAUGGACUCCAGUAGCUGCCACCUGCUGCUGGACCAGCCUGGCUCCUACGCCCUGGUUGGUGAACCACUCACUCAGGCAGCCGUGAAGAGGCUGAAGCUAGCAGUGUUUGGCAGCAUGGGGGCCACACCCAUGCACUACAGCCUCCGAGUGUACUGUGUGGACGACACGCCAUACGCCUUUCAGGGAGUGGUGGCCACAGAGACCAGUAGAGGAGGACAGCUCCUGGAGGAACCUAAGAUGCUGCCUUUCAGAGGGAACACCUUCAGCCUCCAGGUCUACAUCCAGGAUGUCCCACAAUUUCUAUGGAGCAUCAAACCCUUUACUACGUGUCAGGAAUUCUCAUUUUCCCAAGUGUGGUGCAGCAAUCAGAAGCCCCUGCACUGUGCCUUCUCCCUGGAGAGAAACAGCCCCACCACCACCCAGCUCUCCUGCAAGAUCAGCGUGCGCCAGGUCAAAGGUCAUGAGCAGAUUCUGCAGGUCUAUACGUCCGUGGCGGAGAGCAAGAAGGAGUCAGUCCCAUUUUUUACCCAGACGGACUGCACCGUCACCUCACAGGCAGGGCCCAAGGCCUUCAAAAUCCCCCUCUCCAUCCGCCAGAGGAUAUGUGCCACCUUUGACACUGCCAAUGCCAAGGGCAAGGACUGGCAGCUCUUAGCCCAGAAACUCAAUCUAGAAAGAAACCUGUCAUAUUUUCUUAAGCAACAGAGCCCCUCUGCGGUCAUACUGAGCCUGUGGGAGGCACGACACCAAGACACUGGUGACCUGGACUCUCUGGCAAGCGCUCUGGAGGAAAUUGGCAAGAUCCACUCCAAAAGUGCUGCAGCAAAGAGCCAGGACCCUGAAUCAGACUUAGUACAUAAUUUAGGAACAGGAAGCCCAGGCAACCCAGUGUGUGGAAUGGGUGAACUCACCAAUCAUGAGACUGCUAACUCAGUCCAAGAGUAUACUGGCUGAUUUAUGAGAGGAAUUCUUCCUCUACAUAGAUCCCAACAACAGAAGCGUAAUGCAUAAGAUGGAGAUUGUUGUUCACAGUGCAAAACAACAUGACCGACAACAAUGACCACUGAAAAAAUAUCAAAUCUGUCAUUGCUGUGUGCAUACUGUAUCCACCCUUUUCUGAGGAUGUACUGUAAAUCUGUUUUGCCUUUCUGUGUUCCAUUCCCUCCAUUAUUUUCCUCUUAGUCAAUCCAUUCUUAAGUCAGGCUGCCCCUCAAUUGAGUUUCUGUUGCCCUUGUUUUCUUAUUCUGUUGUUGGGACCAACCAAUGCUCUUCAGAGAGUGGAACAGCUCUUCAAUCAUCCCGAGAGGUUGAAACUAUCCUCAGUGUCCAAAUGGAAGCCCAUUUCCGAUGUAGUGCAGUACUUCUGGCCAGAGCCCUAUGGACGCUGGUGAAAAGUAGUGCACUAAAUAGGUAAUAGGGUCUUCUAUUUGGGAAGGAACCAAUAUCACACCCAUUUACCGUAAGACAUCUCUUGGUAUUGUAUUCGUUCCUAUUUGAAUACUAGGUCAUCAAUUCCAAAUAAUGUAUCAAAUGGGAGAAACCACUCUGAAAAACGUGAAAGGUACAGAUUUUAAUAACAUGAUUUUUACUGUAAUGGCAAAACCCCUGACGAUGAUGAAAUGUCUUUGUGUCAGGCUAUUGUGUGUGUGUAUGUGUUUGUGUGUGUGCGCACGAGUUGUGGUUUGGCCACCCAGGGGGAGAAGGAGAAAGCUGGAGGAGUUGUAAGACAUCAUUUCCUGGCCCUGUGCCAUGUGUAACACUGCAUCUUAUCACCCACUUUCAACCAUUGACACCUGUCAAAGAGCUGCAUAGCUAUCCACCACACACAAGCCUCCCAGCAGAGGCACAGCACUUCACAGGACAUCAAUGUGGAUAGAAUGUGUUAUGGUAUGGAAGCCCUUCUGGUACAUUAAGCAUGCAUGUUUAACAUCCUGUUGUACUGUACAAGUAAGGGGAGCCCAUAGGGCUCUGAACAAAAGUAGUGCACUAUGUAGGGAAUAUGGUGCCAUUUGGGACGCACCUUAAAUGUCAUAGGAAAGCAGGGGAUUAUGAAUUACUGGUCUGAACAAUAGGCACUGUUUUGAACAUGUUUAGAAAAGACAUCCAGCUAAAACAAAAAUGAAAGAAUGAAACAGUAAUUCAAAGGGCGGAUGUAUACUUUAAAGUCAUUGUUAUUAUGCAUAUUUCUGUUGUAUGUGUUCAGUGUGAUUUCUCAUCUACAGGUUUGGAUCAUGUCCCUUUGUAGUUACUCACUGCUUUCAUUGCUAUAGUAUUAUGAUCAUAAUAACACGGAUUUGAAAUUAUCUGAAUAGUUUUUGAAAAUGUUGCUCAUUUUACAAAAGACGCUCAACUUGUUGAUUGUACACAUGUUGCAGUCUCCUCUGAACUACUGUACCUAAAACACUGUUGGCACAUAGUUUGUUAUAUGCAAUUUCAUAUACAACAGUAUGCGUCCCAAAUGAUACCCUAUUCCCAAUAGUGCGCUACUUUUGAAUAGUGCACUUUAAAGGAAAUAGAGUUCCAUUUGGGACACAAAACAUACAGUGUUGAGCUGAAGAGUGUUUAUGCUACAUGACCGGAUUCAUGUACCAGUUUUGUCGCUCUCAUCAUGAAGGAUUACAUAAGAGCUGAAGUUACGUUGUACGUGAAACCUACAUUGCUAUUCAGAUUGGCUAUACUCUAGUGAUCAAUCGAAUGUUAAUCGUUAUACAACCCAGCUGGCUAUAGAACAGAUUAGUGAGUGAGCUUUACAUUUUGAAUAUGAUUGUUUUUUAAUUGUUAGUUGUUGAAUUCUCCUCCCCUGUACUAAUGUGAGCAAGAGUGGUACAAAAAAUGGAAGCAAGUGUGCUGUUGUAAUGCUAAACAGUGGCUGAUGUUGCAUUAAGAGCAUUUGUCUGUAAAAUACAAUACAUCUUAACAACCAAACAGAAUUGUAACUAUUUUAUUUAAUGCAGCAAUGCUGAGUCAUGUCCAUCUUAUUAAAUGUUGAAGUUAAGUUUGUAAAUGUUAAGUGGGGCCACUGAGCUUUGAACCAUGAACACACACACACACACACACACACACACACACACACACACUCUCUGUAUACUUAUGCUUUGUGUUAGAGUAUUGCUGUGUCACUGGCUGAAGAGUUUACUGUUGGACCCCUGAUUUACUGUCCCCUGAGCUGGGAUGUGUCCCAAAUGGUAAUUUAUUCCCUAUAGUGUGUACUGCUUUUGACUAGAGCCUUAUGGGCCCUGGUGAAAAGUAGUGCAGUAUAUAGUGAAAAGGGUGCCAAUUAGGACACAACCCUGGUAACUAGAUCUCCACCCUGAUUUACAUCACGGAUGGAUGUUACCUAGCUCUGGUCCAGGGUAUUAGCUGGCUCAGCGUUAUCAUGCAACACUAACCCCGUGUACCAGAGCUAGAGGUUACGAUGCUCCUUUUUACAUCACGCAUGGCCUUGGGCUUCAUGUCACUAUUCUUGUGCCUUGUUUAACUACUGUAAAUGGUGAAUGUUGUAAAGUACAGAUGGGGAUGAAAAAAAGCAACAAAACAAAACCAUACCAAUAUACAUUUAAAAAAGUAUUAGUUCAAAAAAGUAUUUAAGAUGAAAUCAUUUACUAGGCUGCAGAGCUUUUCUAGUGCUAAACAUAUAUGUUUGGUAUUGCCAGGGCAGCUUUGUGGUAUAUUAUAUCUAUAUAAUUAUGGACAUUUUGGAUGUUUUAUGUACAGUAGAAUUUGCAAAUGUAUAUGUAGCCUUUUGGAAAUAAAUGUACAGUUGAAAAGUC
This is a messenger RNA of Oncorhynchus mykiss (rainbow trout), 6039 nucleotides long. Its product is annotated as netrin receptor UNC5D. Gene Ontology annotation, cellular component: membrane. Lineage: Eukaryota; Metazoa; Chordata; Actinopteri; Salmoniformes; Salmonidae. Gene Ontology annotation, molecular function: netrin receptor activity; protein binding. The record is from RefSeq and is a predicted model, not a curated record. Gene Ontology annotation, biological process: netrin-activated signaling pathway; axon guidance.